CGCUUUACGGUUUGCCUAGGUACUACGCUCGUCGCACUCCAGAGAGAUAAGCCAAGUUCCAACGGGAAAGGCGACGCCGAAAGAAGGCGCUUCGCAAGGGCAGGCUUGAAGUCGAAAGGAAGGAGGCCUCCAGGAUCUCAGGGCGUUUUGUGGAAGGCUCAAGAGUGUUUGUGGACAGUGCAUCCUGGAUGAUACAUUGAUGCUCAGGGAUCGAGCCGGAAAGACUAACAAUGAGGAAGACAAUUGAUGUUCUCAUGAUCAACGACAAGAUGUUGCCCCUUGCGGCGACCUUUUGAUGCCACACUCCCUUGAUAUCUUCGACAAUGCUCAAGGGCUCUUGAGGACAUCUACGUAUGGAUAAGUAGGUACUCAGAAGCAGAAAACAGCUGAUGGGACCUGGGGACCCGUCUUUUCAACAUCUUGUUGAUAAAGCAUCUGGCGCAAAUCUACUCUAACAAACCCUUUGCUGGAAACAAGUGUCUGUAGGAUGAGAGGUAGGAAUACAACCAUGUCCGAAGUCUUUCCCAUCGUCAAAUCAGGGAUGGUUGGGAAGCGAAAACCAGGCAAUGUCAAGGAAUUCAGGCGUGAGCAGUUACACCGGCCCAAGUUUUCAAGCAGCCAGAGUCAGUCUGCCAGCUUGAGGGAGGAAGCCGUUGGUCAGGAGAAUUGCUCGCAUCCAACCCCGAGCUGCGACGAAGAUGAUGGACUUAGUGCUGUGGAUGGGUCUGCUCCAUCACAAAGCCAGCCGUUUCAACUGGAGGGCCUUAGGCGUCUCCAAUCUAGUAGACUCGACGAGCCCCCUUCGAAGAAACCACCCAGACCGCAGUCGUCCUUCCGCACAAUCGGAGAUGCAAUCAACGAGACACGGCAGGUGCCAGCGUCUGAAAGGAAACCCCUGAACGUCUUGAAUGGCAUCAAUCAGAUGCUGUCAAAGUCACCGCUGAAGGUGAAACCCAAAGAAGCAUUCAAGCUUGCCCCCAUAGCUCACUCAGUGCUCGAAGAACAUCGGCGAAGGGAUGGCGAAGAGGUUCAGUGCAGUGACGGCCUCCCGCCAAUGGACUGGAGUCUCAAGACCAGCGCCCGCUUCAGCUCCACAACAAGCUUCAACUGGUGCCUUGACGCCGACGCCCAGGAUGAGUGCUCAUCGCUGCGCUCUUCAGCUGCCAACGAGCGCUCCUGCCCUGACAGCCAGGCAUCAACCUCUGGCCGAGGCUCAGCAGACGGGGCUGCCUUCCGAGCGGCUCUGCACAGCUGGUCGUAUCCUGAGAGCAGCCUGCCUCCGAUCAUCCUGCAAGCCGUUCAGAACUGGCUGCAAAAGCCAGCUGGCCAAGAUGCACGUUUCUGGACGCAGCGAGAGGCCAGCUGGCAAGAGUCGUUACGUUCUUUGUACCUCAUGCUCCGAACCAGGAUGUGCCCGGUCUUCUACUGCCGAUAUCCCCAAUACGUCGCUAUGUUUAUGGGCCCCGGGAUUGGAGGUCACGGAGAGCGGGAGUGUUGCGCAUACAUCACGAGAUCAACGCGGGGCAUGAGGGACCUGUUCAAAGAGCAGGGAAUCCAAUUUGUCAUGCCCCUGUAUAAAGCCAAGAAGGAGGCCUUUAACGAAGACACGGAUAGACAAUUUGCCGAGCUGGCGGAAGAGGAGCCAUGGAAGGUCCAACAUGAGGAUCCCGCGUCGGCAGUCGAUUCCACGCCGCAGUCUCUACUGUUCUUCGAAGGAGCGGACGCUGUCCACGGGCUGUACGAUACGUUGCUGAACCACAGAGAAUUUUUCCCCUCAAACACGCUCACGGAUGCUCCCCCGCUUAUCUCCCCAGUACCAUUUGCGAACGCAGCCCUCAAGACCCCACGGGCCAUGACUAGAAAGAUGAAGCAGGCAAACGGCAGCGUGGGUUACAGCCUGGAACUGACGGACGCCCUCGUGGCCCCCUGGAUCAUUUCACGGGUCUGUGAGGCGUUGAAGCAGUCCAGCUUGAAAGCACUGGAUGCGAGCUUCGUUACCGAUCCGUUGUCACACUGUUUGAACGUACUCCCGUCCAAUUCAAGUAGGAGCUCGCAGCUAGCUUCGUCAAGAUUGGUCAGCACUGAUCAAGGCGCGAAAGUCAGAGGUUGCUUGGACGAGCAGGAAGAGGUGCGAUGGCAGCGAGCGUAUAAGUUGGGCGUUGGGGUAGUAAGGCAGCUGAGGCAACGAUUAGGCGCUGAAACGGGUAACCAUUAA
Messenger RNA from Klebsormidium nitens, 2215 nucleotides. The record is from the annotation of a GenBank genome assembly. NCBI's taxonomy places the organism in Eukaryota, Viridiplantae, Streptophyta, Klebsormidiophyceae, Klebsormidiales, Klebsormidiaceae.